Anopheles nili is the source of this 444-nucleotide messenger RNA. Its product is annotated as thioredoxin, mitochondrial. Bases 4 to 420 code for a protein of 138 amino acids. Lineage: Eukaryota; Metazoa; Arthropoda; Insecta; Diptera; Culicidae. Gene Ontology annotation, molecular function: protein-disulfide reductase activity. The record is from RefSeq and is a predicted model, not a curated record. Gene Ontology annotation, cellular component: cytoplasm. The transcript has 3 exons.
ACGAUGGCCUCCCUACAGAAAUUGGUGAAUCUGCGAUCCUCUCUGGGUGUGUUCGCCCGAGGUAUCAGCACGGGAGUCCCAAGAUUUGAAAUUUUCAAAGUACAAUCCCCAGAAGAGUUCAAUGAAAAAGUUCGAAACAGCAAAGAGCCGGUGAUAGUGGACUUUUUCGCAACAUGGUGUGCACCGUGUCGUAUGCUGACUCCCCGGAUUGAAACCAUCAUCGGGGAAAAUGAGGGCAAAGUGAAGCUGGCAAAGGUUGACAUUGACGAGCACACCGACCUGGCUCUGGACUAUGAGGUAGCGUCUGUUCCAGUCUUAUUGGCCAUUCGAGAUGGCAAGGUUGAGCAACGUCUUGUUGGCCUACAGGACACCGACAAACUCCGGACGUGGGUGCAGAACGUUGUAGGAAAGACGAAAUGAUCGUUGCCCUGAGUACCCUGCUAA